AUGUCUCAAAAUACUGAAGCCCUAGAGCAAUUGUCAGAAGAGGAGAGAUUUUUCGAUAUUCAAUUCCAGAAAUGGGAAAAGCAAAUAGAAAAGUGGAAAGAGGAAAAUGCUAAUCAUCCUGAUAAAAAGGCAUAUAGUGAAUAUGAACAAAAAUUUGAAGCUUGUCGAGCACAGUUAUUAGAGCGCCGUCAGCAAAUGAAACAAAAGAGGGCUAGACUAACUAGUUCUACAACUCAAAUACCUAACAGUGCAGUUGCGGGUCAAUCUGUUAGGUCAAAGUGGAUUGAAGAUCCAUUAUUUACACCAUCAGUUAUAGUUGAUUAUGAACAUAAACCAUUAAGAUUGAAAGCUCGGGACUUUAUUGAACCUGUGCAUGUGUUUGAUUACAACCAUAAAUCCAAGGAAACUGAUUACAAGAAGAAAGAUUUUGAAAAAGAAGUAGAUGAACUUUUCUUUAGGCAACCACCAAAAAAGGAACUUGAUGAUGAUGGUUUUGUUUCUGAGAAGUUUCAUCGUGAUCUACAUUAUAGAGACUACGAAAAAAAGCCUCGAGACUACACUAAAGAAGAUUACAGACAAAGAGUUCCUUUGAGGGAGGAAUAUGUCGAAAGACGUAGGUAUGAAGAUAAAUAUGAUGAUAGAAAAAAAGACGACUCAGAUAAAUAUAGAAGAAGGGAGGAUAUUUAUAGAGAUAGAGAAAAAGAUUGGGAAAAAGGAAGAGAUAGAGAUGAAUAUAAUAGGGAUAGGUAUAGAGAUUAUAGAAAAGAUGAUAAUAGAAACCGUAGUAGAAGUAAGGAGAAAGAAAAUCGUAAAAGGGAUCAUAGUAAAGAAAGUGAUAGUGACAGAGGCAUUAAUACUUUAAAAAAGGCAAAAGCAACUAAUAAGAAUGACAUAACUCUAGCGAAGCAUAUUGUAAUGAUUGAUGAUAUAUUAGAAUCACCGGGUCGAGAAAUGAGACCAGAUAAAAUAGUCAUAAUAUUAAGAGGGUUACCAGGUAGUGGUAAAUCAUAUUUAGCAAAAUUAAUUCGCGAUAAAGAAGCUGAGCAUGGUGGAACUGUUAGAAUAAUGUCUUUAGAUGAUUACUUUAUGCAAGAAGGUGAAAUAGAGGUUAAUGAUCCUGUCACAGGGAAAGUGGUAAAAAAACCAUCUUUGAAGUAUGAGUAUGAUCCAGAAAUGGAAGAAAGCUAUUUGCAUUCAUUAAAACGCGCUUUUAAACGCAGUCUAACAGAUGGAUAUUUUUCGUUUUUGAUAUUUGAUGCUGUAAAUGAGCAAUUAAAAUCGUAUGCCGAUGUAUGGAACUUUGCAAGACAGAAUGGAUUUCAGGUGUACAUCUGUACCAUGGAAGCAGAUGUGGCAACUUGUCACAAGAGAAACAUCCACAACCGCUCAUUGGAUGAAAUUAAAGCUAUGAAAUGCCGAUUUUUCUCGACUCCUGCGCACCACAUCCAACUGGAUCCAACAACUCUGCUACAGAGUGCUGCUAUUACUGAAGUGCAAAUGGAAGACGCUGAUGAUGGAGUCACAAUGGAGGAUACAGUGGAGACUGAGGUUGAAAAUCAUUUUACAUCGAAAUGGGAGAAAAUGGACGACGCCGCACAACUAGCCCGCCUCGACGGCACCAGCAAGCCUCUACGACCGUCUCAACUCUCCAUGGAAGACUACCUACAAAUAGACGAUUGGAAGCCUAACGUGGCUAAACCGGGAAAGAAAACUGUGCGAUGGGCCGAUAUAGAAGAGCGAAGGCAGCAAGAGAAGAUGCGUGCUAUCGGAUUUGUUGUGGGUCAGACCGAUUGGAACCGUAUGACGGAUCCUACUAUGGGGUCCAGUGCACUGACACAGACUAAGUACAUUGAAAGAGUGAGACGCAUG
This is a messenger RNA of Iphiclides podalirius (scarce swallowtail), 1869 nucleotides long. The record is from the annotation of a GenBank genome assembly. NCBI's taxonomy places the organism in Eukaryota, Metazoa, Arthropoda, Insecta, Lepidoptera, Papilionidae.